Molecule: messenger RNA, 1822 nt
Organism: Agrilus planipennis (emerald ash borer)
Lineage: Eukaryota; Metazoa; Arthropoda; Insecta; Coleoptera; Buprestidae
Product: serine/threonine-protein kinase 32A
Exons: 12
Coding region: 211-1707 (498 amino acids)
Biological process (GO): regulation of signal transduction; G protein-coupled receptor signaling pathway; protein phosphorylation
Molecular function (GO): G protein-coupled receptor kinase activity; G protein-coupled receptor binding; ATP binding
Source: RefSeq, a predicted model, not a curated record
CGGCGUGAACUCUCCGGCGUUUAAUUGCGACGACUAGCACAGGAGUAAAAUCAGUUGUGCGGGAAUGCUCGCGGGGUGGCGACCGUUUCCCUCAGGAAGAAAAAGCGACGUCAUUGCCGUACUUUAAAAAUAAGUUUAGCAAAUGGAAGUCGGACUAAAAUGCCACAUCAUCGGUCGAUUAUGAUGUAAGGCAGCAAGUGAAAAGAAAACAUGGGGGCACAUCAAUCCGGACGAGGAGAAAAAGCUUUCUUUCCCGGAGAAGAAGUUAAUUUCGAUCAUUUCAACAUUCUACGGGCAAUUGGGAAAGGCAGUUUUGGAAAAGUUUGCAUUGUACAAAAAAAGGACACGAAACAAAUGUUCGCGAUGAAGUAUGUGAAUAAAAACCAAUGUAUGGAACGGGAUGCGCUCAAAAACGUUCUACGAGAAGUUGAAAUACUCACAUCAUUGGAUCAUCCCUUCCUCGUAAAUCUGUGGUUUUCUUUCCAAGACGAAGAGGACUUUUUUAUGGUGGCUGAUUUACUAUUGGGUGGAGAUCUCCGUUACCAUAUACAACAAGAGGUUGAUUUUUCCGAAGACGCGGUAAAAUUGAUGGUAUGUGAACUUGGACUUGCGCUGGACUAUUUGCAAUCGAAAAAGAUUAUUCAUCGAGACGUGAAGCCAGACAAUAUUCUCCUAGAUGAAGAAGGACAUAUUCAUUUGACAGAUUUUAACAUAGCAGCCGUUUUAGAAGAAGGCCAACUUGCUACUUCUAUGUCUGGUACCAAACCGUACAUUGCACCUGAAAUAUUUGACUGUGUUUUGGAACUGUGUGUGGGGUAUUCCUACCCUGUCGAUUGGUGGUCAUUGGGCGUGGUCGCUUAUGAAGCAUUGCGUGGUUGUCGCCCGUUUGACAUUCAUUCUAAUACCAGCAUACAAGAUGUCAGAAAUCUCUUUAUCUUGGGGCCCGAAUUUUCUAAAAAUUGGAGCGACGAUAUGGUCGAUUUACUUUCAAAGUUACUCUGUAUGAGACCAGGAGAAAGGAUAUCUUCGAUUGGAGAAUUAAAAGGUACUAAAGCAUUAAGCAAAUUUAACAUGGAUGAUGUUUUCCGAAGAAAAUACAAACCAGGGUUUUCGCCGCCGAAAGGACACCUAAACUGUGAUCCUACUUUCGAAUUAGAAGAAAUGAUUAUCGAGGCAAAACCAUUACACAAAAAGAAAAAGAGAUUAGCUAAACAGCGAUCCAUUAGGGAGAUGCACGGUCAAUUAAGCUUAGAUUUGGAUACGGAUUCGCUUGCUGAGGGAAAUACUUGUUACAUAUCUGAAUUUAAGGUCUACAAUAGGUAUCACGAAUUAGAAAAAAGAGAAAAGGAGCAGAAGGAGCUCCGUUGGGAAAAGGAACUCGAAGAGGCGAUGAAUGCCUCGGAUCCUUUAAACAAAGUCAUAACUGGAACAAAGUCGGCCGAGGAAUUUCCAGGGAAGAACAAACUCAAAACGAAGGAACAAUUUCGCAAACCCGGAAAGUCAAGAACUUUAACAUUUAAAGAUUCAGAAGGCUGGAAAAAACAUGGCGAACAAAAGGGUUUGAAAAACUUUUCUUGCGAAACAACCCCAUCUGAUAUAUGUCCCCCUUCAUCAGUUACAACUGAAAACAAGACAAAUCACACCCUCGAUCCAAAAAUCGAAUCAAUCGAUUAUAUUGAUAGGUCACCCUCACCUUUAAUAGAAUAGAACACACUCGACUCGUCAAUUGUUUAGCCUUUUAAUGUUUUAUACAUAUGUACCUACCCAAUUUUAAAUGUAGGUGGACCACAUUCUUAUGUAAAAAAUAUUUUCUUAAACUAAA